ACAGCCUGAGGCGGUAGGGUUCGGUGGCCUACCGCCCGAGGUGGUGGCGGUAGGUGCCGAAGAGGCAAGUGAUGCUGCGGGCGGGCCCUACCCCACCCACCAGCCCGUUCUUCCUCCUCCCCUCGACUCGAACAGAGUCGAGCGCCGCCUCUCUCCUCAUCCCGAUCCCCUCCCUCGAUCUCCCUCUUUCCUCCACCAUUUCCGCGGAUCUUUGGGGCAAAUCGAAGAGGCCGGAACAUGGCGCCACCACCACCAAUUGACGAGGAUGAUGACUAUGAAAACCCACUUGAGGAAGCCAUCUGUGCUCAAAGAGUGAGGCUGAGCGAACGGGAGGUGUGCAACCUAUGGGACAACUUUCUGCCACGUGCUGAGUUGAUCGGGGCGCCAUUCGUGACCCAUCUGACAAGUACCAUGAUCGAUCGACAUGUCAUGAAAUUGCCAAAGAGCCUAUCUGAGAGUUGUGGCAUCGAGGCUGAUGAAGAAGGCUAUGCUGGAAUACGCCUUACCGCAAGGGGGGCCGUCACUACUUGUGCGAACGGCGUGGAAACGGACGGUCGCACACAUUUAAGCACAGAUGGGUGGAAGAGCUUCCUCGUUGACAAGCAUCUUCAUGUUGGACAGGCCAUCCUUAUUACUAUCAGGAAGACCAACCGUCAAGGCUUGAAGAUGAUGAUCGUCAUCGAUAUCAUCUAAAGUAUAUAUGUGUGUGGCUGCUGAUGAUCGUCAUGUUUGAUUGCUACCUAUUUUGGCUUCGUGAAACUAUUUGGAUGUGAUCAAACUAUGUUAUGUUUAUGUCUAUGAAAUUGUAAUCAAACUAUGUUAUGUUUAUGUC
Triticum dicoccoides is the source of this 832-nucleotide messenger RNA. RefSeq lists its product as uncharacterized. The record is from RefSeq and is a predicted model, not a curated record. The transcript has 3 exons. Lineage: Eukaryota; Viridiplantae; Streptophyta; Magnoliopsida; Poales; Poaceae. The coding region runs from base 238 to 693 and encodes 151 amino acids.